Molecule: messenger RNA, 1284 nt
Organism: Mya arenaria
Lineage: Eukaryota; Metazoa; Mollusca; Bivalvia; Myida; Myidae
Product: adipocyte plasma membrane-associated protein-like
Exons: 8
Coding region: 1-1203 (400 amino acids)
Biological process (GO): biosynthetic process
Molecular function (GO): strictosidine synthase activity
Source: RefSeq, a predicted model, not a curated record
AUGGACUCUGGCAAAGAAAACCACGUAUUCCCACGCAGGUUGGAAGCUGUUCACGCUUUAUGGGCUGGCAUUAUAGGGAUCUUUUUCUGUCUGCUGACCACGCCCAUCGACCCUCUUCCAUACACCUUUCCAUACCCCUUGCCUGGACUCGAGGGUCCCCUUGAGAAGAAUUCGAUCUUGCAGAAGGCCGAGCGCUGGUUUGAUGGACAGAUAUUCGGACCAGAGUCCUUCACAGUGGAUGAAAAUGGAACGUUAUACACUGGUACUGCUGACGGGAAGAUUCUUCAGAUUGACAUCCGGCGGAAGUCGGCGGUGCUAGUGGUGCGGACGGGCCUCGACAGCCCGGAAUGUGGCUCACCGGAAAUGGAGCCUUUAUGCGGCCGCCCCAAGGGGAUGAAGUUUGGACCGGAUGGAAAACUUUAUGUGGUGGACUCGUAUAAGGGCUUACUUCGAGUGAACAUCCAAAACAAAAGUUUCGAGAUAUUGGUAGCUAAUUCAGAAGGGUCGGAAGGAGUGCCGUUCAAGUUUCUCAACAGUUUGGAUAUUGACGGGAAUGGCAUUGUCUACUUUACAGACUCCUCCGACAAAUGGCAGCGUAGAGACUUCAGAUAUGCGGUUCUGGAGAAUCGGGCUGCAGGACGUCUUAUGCGUUAUGACCCACGGAAUGGCCUCUGUAGCACCGUGCUGUCGGGUCUCUACCUCGCUAACGGCGUUUCUCUGUCCCGGGACGGGACGCACAUCCUCGUCAAUGAGAUGAGUAUCGCAAGGAUACGAAGAUACUACCUGACUGGCGAGAAGGCCGGGACAUCCGAUAUUUUCAUUGACAAUCUUCCUGGCUACCCCGACAACAUAAAGCCCAACUCCAGGGGUAAUUUAUACGUGGGCAUGGGUUCUGUGCGGUUUCAGGGCUCAAGUCCCAUCGGCUCAUUUCUUGACAUCAUUGGGCCCUAUCCGAAGAUCAAGCAAAUUAUAGCAGCGAUUACUCCGCUGAAAGCCUACAACGCCUUCAUGCCAAAGCACGCUCUGUGUGUGGAAAUAGAUAGUUCCGGGAAGAUAGUCAGCAGCCUUCACGACCCGGGAGCAACGAAAAUAGGCGCGGUCAGCGAAGUGUUCGAAUUUAAUAACACGUUUUUCAUUGGGCAUUUUCAGUCACCAUAUCUUGGAGUGUUAAAUGGUUCAAUAAUGGCUGGAAACGGUGAAUAAUGUGUGUUUAUUAGAUAAAUUGGCGAAUUGGUGCAAAGGCUUUGUCGCCUGUCCAAAGUUUGUGUAUAUAGAUGUAUGUUA